ACUACCAUGCGCGUUUUGUAAUAUUAUAACAGUGCGCUUUGUUUUGAUUAUAGAUAACGCUGCCAUUAAAGCAAAAAGAAAGCGAGGGAGACCUGCGUCCUCUGGCAGUGGGCAGAGAUCUAAACAGCGGCCGUAAAGAACACCCAGAAGCGAGUGGAUCCGCGAGGAAGAGAAACGAUCAUUACGAAGAGAUUGAUGCGACUUUGGGAGAGAUGGGGAAGACUUUGAAUAACAACAAUAAGACUUUAAACACUCAGAACAACACUGACGUAAAAUUCAGAGACGCACACAAGCUCCUGGCGGAUCCUAGAGCCAAUGCCACCACAGGACCCUUCGCGUCUCUGAAUCUACGACGCCACUGGCACCUGCGGAAAGGGUGCCAAGUACGGAAUGCGGAGCCGUGGUAUAGGAUGGACUAUACACUAUGGUCACAGGUCUUGGACGUCUGUGUUCCUCCCAAGUGUGGUUCAUCCUCCUGGCGCAGACUGCUUCCAGAACUUUCCUCUAAGUGGUCAGCAGGUCAGCGGAGAGUCAGCAUUGUCAGCGUGAGACAUCCCUUAUCUCGCCUCGUAUCUGCAUAUAGGGACAAGUAUCUAGACGGCGCUCCGAUCUCGGUCUACGACUCGGAGUGGAGAUCGGCCACGAGCAGCGGGCAGACGUGGGAGACCCGCUGGGGUCUCUUCUGGCUUCCCGCACUCGUGUCCAGAGGCGACAUCAAACCCUCUCUUUGGUUAUCAGAAAGAUUCGAGAGGAUGAAGAACGUGUCCAACCCGUGCAAGCUAUCUCUGCUCUUCAACACCGGCAGCCUAAAAGAAGCACUGGUCCCUUAUAAAGAAAAUGAACGUUAUAAAAUUCAUUUCUACAACUCCUCCUUCAGCUUUCCAGACUUCCUUCACCACGUUCUAUGGUCUCGAGACCACGGGAUCCUCGACCGACACUGGACGCCCCAGACCUGCAUAUGCAACCCAUGUGGGGAAAAAUACGAUUACAUCUUACACAUGGAGAACAUAAGCCAGGAAGCCAGACACGUGUUUGAUGACUUAGGGAUGGACCCGACCGUAAACAUUGGGAGUUUCCACACUACCUCAACAAGUCUUCGGGUUUCUGACGAAGCCUACUUUGGCAGUGUUGCAAAAGAAACUAUGGCCGAAAUACGACAAUUGUUCAGACAGGAUUUUGAUCUUUUUGGAUAUACGUAA
Molecule: messenger RNA, 1199 nt
Organism: Penaeus chinensis
Lineage: Eukaryota; Metazoa; Arthropoda; Malacostraca; Decapoda; Penaeidae
Exons: 3
Coding region: 213-1199 (328 amino acids)
Biological process (GO): carbohydrate biosynthetic process
Cellular component (GO): membrane
Molecular function (GO): sulfotransferase activity
Source: RefSeq, a predicted model, not a curated record